GCUCGCCGAGGAAUGAGGCUUCGCACCGAGGGCUGGAAGGACCGGCGAGGAAAAAAAUAAAAACGGGGCGGGGGGGAGCAAGCUGAUCCUCGAGCAUUAAAACCAGCGAUGCUGCACGGCCCCGCCGCCAUGGGGGAGCCGUGGCCGCCGCAGCAGCAGCAGCAGCAGCGGCUCCCGGGGCUCGGCAACGCCUCGGAGCCCCCCGCCUGGCCCUCGGCGGCGGCGGCCGGGCCGGGCACGGCGGCUCCGGGCGGCGGGGCGGCCGCCGCGGGCUCCGUGAGCCCCUGGGACAUCGCGCUGUGCGCCACGGGCACGGCGGUGGCGGGGGAGAACGCGCUGGUGCUGGCCGUGCUGUUCUACACGCCGAGCCUGCGGGCUCCCAUGUUCCUGCUGAUCGGCAGCCUGGCGCUGGCCGACCUGCUGGCCGGGCUGGGGCUGGUGGCCAACUUCGCCGUGCGCUACCUGCUGCGGCCGCCCAGCGAGGCGGCGGAGCUGGCGGCGGCGGGGCUGCUCCUGGCCGCCUUCUCCGCCUCCGUCUGCAGCCUCCUGGCCAUCACCGUGGACCGCUACCUGUCGCUGUACAACGCGCUCACCUACCACAGCGAGCGCACGCUGGGCUUCACCUGCGCCAUGGUGCUGCUGAUGUGGCUGCUGUGCCUGGGCGUGGGGCUGCUGCCCCUCCUGGGCUGGAACUGCCUGCGGGACCAGAGCUCCUGCAGCAUCCUGCGGCCCGUCACCAAGGACAACGCGGCCGUGCUGGCCGUCACCUUCCUGCUCCUCUUCGCCCUCAUGAUGCAGCUCUACCUGCAGAUCUGCAAGAUCGCCUUCCGGCACGCCCAGCAGAUCGCCGUGCAGCACCAGUUCAUCGCCACGGCUCAGGCCACCUCCACCCGCAAAGGGCUCUCCACGCUGUCGCUCAUCCUCGGCACCUUUGCCCUGUGCUGGAUCCCGUUCGCCAUCUAUUCCCUGGUGGCCGAUUCCAGCUACCCCGCCGUCUACACCUACUCGCUGGCGCUGCCCGCCACCUGCAACUCGCUCAUCAACCCCAUCAUUUACGCCUUCAGAAACCCAGACAUCCAGAAAUCGCUCUGGCUGGCCUGCUGCGGGUGCAUCCCUUCCACCUUCUCCUCCAGACCAAGGACAUCCAGCGACGUGUGA
This is a messenger RNA of Poecile atricapillus (Black-capped chickadee), 1158 nucleotides long. RefSeq names its product G-protein coupled receptor 12-like. Gene Ontology annotation, biological process: G protein-coupled receptor signaling pathway. Lineage: Eukaryota; Metazoa; Chordata; Aves; Passeriformes; Paridae. The transcript is spliced from 2 exons. The coding region runs from base 109 to 1158 and encodes 349 amino acids. The record is from RefSeq and is a predicted model, not a curated record. Gene Ontology annotation, cellular component: membrane. Gene Ontology annotation, molecular function: G protein-coupled receptor activity.